This is a messenger RNA of Argiope bruennichi, 5331 nucleotides long. It is a transcript of the gene rdgB, whose product is annotated as protein retinal degeneration B-like. NCBI's taxonomy places the organism in Eukaryota, Metazoa, Arthropoda, Arachnida, Araneae, Araneidae. Gene Ontology annotation, biological process: phospholipid transport. Gene Ontology annotation, cellular component: cytoplasm. Bases 205 to 4032 code for a protein of 1275 amino acids. Gene Ontology annotation, molecular function: phosphatidylcholine intramembrane carrier activity; phosphatidylcholine binding; metal ion binding. The record is from RefSeq and is a predicted model, not a curated record. The transcript is spliced from 22 exons.
UGCAGUGGUUGUCGCACGAUGCAGACGAUAGAGUAUCGGGGCAGUGGUAACAUUCACCGAUAACGUGUUUCUUUGAUGUUCUGCGAAAAAUAAACAUUCAAGGAUGUUUUGACAUUUGACCCUUUAUGUUUUCAUUUGCUUUGCCGGGAGGUCAGAAGAAGGUCUUUGUGAGAGCAUGGAUGUAAUUACUUCUGGCAGAGAAAGAUGCUCAUAAAAGAGUAUCGCAUUCCACUGCCCCUCACUGUCGAGGAGUACAGAAUCGCCCAGCUGUAUAUGAUAGCUAAAAAAAGCCGUCAAGAAAGCAAAGGAGCUGGUAGCGGUGUUGAAAUUCUUGUUAAUGAACCUUACACUGACGGUCCUGGUGGCAGUGGACAAUAUACUCAUAAAGUUUAUCAUAUUGGUAGUCACCUCCCAAGUUGGUUCAAAGCACUGUUGCCAAAGUCUGCAUUAACAGCCGAAGAAGAAGCCUGGAAUGCUUAUCCUUACACCAAAACUCGAUAUACAUCACCAUUUGUCGAAAAGUUCUUCAUUGAAAUAGAAACGAAGUAUAUUGAUGAUGCAGGCACGCAGGACAACGUGUUUAAUCUAUCUGGAAGUGAAGUGCGAAAUAGGACUGUUGACCUGAUAGAUGUUGUGAAGGAUCAGCUAUAUGGAUCCGAUUACUGUCAAGAAGAAGAUCCUAAACUUUUCACCUCAUCCAAAACAAACCGAGGACCUCUGAAAGAUGAUUGGCUUGAUGAAUAUCGUACUAAUUCAGGCAAGCCAAUCAUGUGCGCUUACAAGGUUUGCCGAGUCGAAUUUCGAUAUUGGGGAAUGCAAACGAAGAUUGAGAAAUUUAUACAUGAUGUUGCUUUACGAAAAACAAUGCUUCGUGCCCAUAGACAGGCAUGGGCAUGGCAGGACGAGUGGCAUGGACUUACUAUGGAAGAUAUAAGAAGACUCGAGAGAGAAACCCAGGAGGAGCUUGCCAAAAAGAUGAGCAAUGAAGAAGAGGUUCAACCUUCAGUGCAUCCUAGUCCAUCUGCUCUCUCUGGACAAGAAGUGGAUUUGACAGCUAUUGAUAAAGAUAAAGACAAUGAUACUUGUGUGUGUUUGGAAGGUAGUCCUUCUCCGAAUAGAUCUAGAAGGUUAAGGAAUUUGUCUGUUGCAAAUGUUGGUGGUGAAACGGGGGUAGACGAUGGGAGACAAAAACUGUGGUCAAGAAGUGGUUCCAGGACUGCUUUGUGCUCUCCUAGCGGUAGCUCAAAUGCCAGUUUUGACCUUCAGCUUGCUAACUGGAGGAUGGAAAGUAUUGUAAGAGAUUCAGACACAAGUUCAGAUGAGGAAUAUUUUGAUGCUGAAGAAGCCCUUACCUUAGCACGUUGGAGCUCUGUGGAUUUGAUUCCUGAUAAAGAUGAUGAUGAUCAGAAUGCACCUGAACCACCUGAUUUUAGGGAUGAUAGUAUAUUUUCUAACUCCUUUAUCAAGAAAGUACAGUCAGAACAUGCUAGCGUACGACCCCCAAGUGUCGGUUCUGCAUGCCCUGCCACUCGUACCAGCUUGGAUACCUCCCUUCCCUCUACCCCCACUGCCUCACCUGCUCAUCAAUCUUCGUGCACUACUACUGUCUUAGCUUUGGUCAUGCAUGCUGGCAGUGUUUUGGAUUCUGGUGCUGAACCUACUGCAAAUAAGAAAACUGAUGUUAACACAUUUGCCACCUCUUUCGAGACUGUUAUGAGACAGCACUAUCCUGCUCUACUUGGACAUUUGAGUGUUCGUCUUGUAUCUUGUGCUCCUGUAUGCUCUGAAGCUCUUGCUGUCUUAUCCAACUUAAGCCCCUACAGUUUUCAAUCAUCUCCUUCAGCAGUUGAAGUAAUAUACCAUUCAUAUGAUUCAAUACCACUGGGUGCACUUCCGUUAUUUGCCAUAUCUUCUCCUGAGUAUCAAGAGCAUGUUACAGCUGUAAUCACUGCUGCUAAUGAAGUUUAUAAGGAAUUUUUGAAUUCAGAUGAUGGAAUGGGAUUCAGUGGACAAGUUAUAAUUGUGGCUGACAGUGUAGCUUCUCUUAUGGCAUAUGAUGCAUUGUGUCGUACUGCACGCUAUGAGGGACGGUAUGGAAGUGAAACUAGCAUCAAUGAUCCUGAGGCUGUUCAGACUCAACCGUCAGCAGCUCGCAGUAAUCCUCUAAUAUCAAUUAGUGAUGGUGGCUCGAUUGAUGAGGGUGUAUCAAUGGAAACGAGGCCACGACAAAGCAACCAAAAUGCAAAAAUAUAUCGAAAAUCCCAUUCUCAUCCCCAGGAAUCGGAACCACCCCAUUGUGAUAGUUUUCAAGUCAAUCGAUUGUUAUCAGCACCAAAUACUAGACGCCAUAGCUCUGCUUCUAAUGAUCAAAGUUCUCAUCUCAAGUUUGAUUUUGAAGUGAGUGACUUUUUCAUGUUUGGAAGUCCUCUAGGUACAGUUCUUGCAUACAGGAAAAUGUUGGCUUUCGAUGAUAAAAACAGCCCUCCUCCUCGACCGUCCUGCACUCAAGUAUACAACUUAUUCCACCCAACAAAUCCAUGUGCGUCUCGUGUUGAACCUUUACUUAGUGCUCGCUUUGCCCAGUUAUCACCUAUAAACAUUCCUAGAUAUCAAAAAUACCCUCUUGGUGAUGGACAACCAUUACAUCUUCUGGAGUACAUUCAAACCUAUCCUCAUCUGUUCACGGAAAAUCAGCCUAUGCGUAGAACUAGUGAAGCAAGUAUUGUUAGCACAAUGUCUGGUAUGGUGGACAUGGUACCCAUAACUACAGUUACAUCAUUGACUCAGAAGUGGUGGGGCCUGAAACGAAUAGAUUAUGCUCUUUACUGCCCAGAAGGUCUGUCAAACUUCCCUACAAAUGCUCUUCCUCAUUUAUUUCAUGCAAGUUACUGGGAGUCAAAUGAUGUUAUUGCUUUCAUUUUGAGACAGUUGAUGCGCUCAGAUAGUUUAGGAAUCCCUGGUGAUACUGAAAAAGAAGCUGCUACAUUUAUUCCUACUCAACCCAGAGAAAAGUGGCUGAAGAAAAGGACAUCAGUUAAAUUAAAGAAUGUCACAGCGAAUCAUCGUGCUAACGAUAUUAUAGUCAAAGAUGGGGCACCUCAAGUAAUAUCAGCUCGCUUUAUGUAUGGCCCUCUAGAUAUGGUAGCUCUUACUGGUGAAAAGGUUGACAUUCAUAUUAUGAAAGAUCAAAGGCGUGGUGAAUGGACAUACUUAGCAACAGAAGUAACUGAUAAGAAUGGCAGAUUAUCUUAUGUUAUCCCAAAAGAAAAGGCUUUGGGCUAUGGUAUGUUCCCUGUCAAACUAGUUGUCUGUGGGGAUCAUACAUCUUUGGAUUUCUUCCUGUGUGUCAUUCCUCCCAAAACAGAAUGUGUGGUAUUCAGUAUUGAUGGUUCUUUCACUGCUAGUGUAUCUGUUACUGGCAAAGAUCCCAAAGUUAGGGCGGGAGCUGUUGAUGUUGUAAGGCAUUGGCAAGACCUUGGCUAUUUGAUUAUAUACAUUACUGGACGACCUGACAUGCAACAGCGCCGAGUGAUGUCCUGGCUAUCCCAGCAUAACUUUCCUUUAGGUUUAGUUUAUUUCGCAGAUGGAAUUUCUACAGACCCUCUCAGACAUAAAGCUGAAUACCUUCGACGACUACAGAAUGAAGCUGAAGUUGUGUUCCAUUGUGGCUAUGGAUCAAGUAAAGACAUUUCUGUAUAUUCAUCAAUUGGUCUGAAACCAGAGCAAAUAUAUGUGGUAGGAAAAGCUUCAAAAAAGCAGCAUUUAGCAGCUAAGGUUCUAUCGGAUGGAUAUGCUGCCCACCUCUCCGAUUUAAAAGCCCCUGGUGUAUCAAGACCGGCACAAGGCAAUGCUCGAAUGAUCCUGUUCCGUGGCUGUUUCGGAUUGCCUGGUCAGACUGGUUCUACAAUAAGGCAGCGGCGGUCUGCUAAGAGAACAACAUCGUUUCCACUCUCUGGCCAAAGCCAAGAACUUCGAUCUGCCAUAGAUAAAGCUGCUGAGGUGAACAGGGCUUCAGAAGGGUCAAGGCAAUAACCAUUUUCCGAAUAUCUAUGUAUAAAAAAAGUAUUUCACCACAGUGCAAAACUUUGUACACAUCUAUUUCUCACUUCAUCCUUACAUUGACUAUGUGUAAUUCUUUUCUUAGAUGUAUAUGAAGUUAAAAAAAAAAAAAAAAAAGGUUAACACUAGACAAGCAAUCCAUAAUUCACAUUUCCUUAAUAGGGUCCUCAAACUAUUUCAUUUGCAUAUAAGUUUGCCUCCAUUAUCACCUAGUCACUUAUAUACCUACAGUAGUAGUCAACUGUAUCUCAUAAUUGUAAAUACCGAUGUAUAAAAUUUGUAAAUAUGUGCUUGUAAUGAGAAUGUUGGCAUGUGUUGAUCAAUAUUUCUUCUUUAAGACCAAAAAUGUAUUUAUUUAUUAAAGAGUAUAGACACAUCAUUCAUUACUCAUCAGCUUCUAUGUAAUACACUUGCUACUCUUUUAUACUGAGAAAUACAUUGUAGCAUAUUUUUGUCUAGACACAUUUUCGAUCCAAAUCAAAUCAGCAACUGCUCAGCUUUUUUUCCAUGCAAAAAAAAAAAAAAAAAAAAAACACUGGAAUGCUGUAAUAUGAUGGAAAAAAUAAGUUUCAUCUGCGACUGAUUGAUCCUAUUUUUCUCACAUACUUAAUUUAAAUGCAAAACAUUUUUCAUCAACAGAUGAAAAUUUAUUUAGGCAACAUGAAAUCUAAUGGAAUUAUUGAAACAUGCAAUACACUCUAUGGCACUUUUGCACUUAUAAUUGAAAUCUUUUUAUAUUGUCAACCAGAUGUUGUGAUGUCCUAUUCUUACUGUAUCGUGUAGUUAGUGUUUCCAUUUUACCGCCUGUGUUUGUUAAGAAGCAAUUUCCUGUACUACUAAAAAUAUAUGCAACAAAGAGCAAUUUCACUAGUCAAUGUGUUCCUGGUUGUAUAAAAAUAAGCUGUAAUAUAUAUCUAGUGGACUGUUAUGUUGAACAUGGUGUUGAUAUCUAAUUGUUGAGAUAUUUUAUGUAAAAAUUAAUCCUGUUAAAUGGAUGCAAAGGAUUUUUGAAAAUAUAUAUAUUUGUUAACUUCAAAAUAGAGAAUAAUAUCACAUAUAAUUAUCUGCAUUUAAAAAAAUCUUUCCUAUAAGAUUAAGUUUUACAAAUGUAUUUAGUUUAUUAAUCUGCCAUUCUUUGGAUUUGUCUUGUGUAUCGCAAUUUUGUGCACUGUUUAUUUUUUACCCACUGUAAUGAAAGUAUUUGGCAAUUGUGUUAUAGAUGAAAUAUGUCAUUAUGUCCCUAAAUUGUAUAUAAAAUACAAAAAUACAGCA